ACACAUUUCUCAUUCUGUUCCCCCACAGCUCAAGCUCUCAGUAUAUAUAAAUCCCCAUAUCAACUCUUCCUCUACUCAGUUUUUCUCUCCUUUUGACACAUUUUCCUAAGCCCUCUCCUGAAAUUAAACCCAUUCAUAUUAUAACGAGGUGGGAUCAGCGUCAAAGUUCUUUUUUUUUUUUUCUUUUUCUUGAGAGUUGCUACAAAGAGGAUUAAACACAGUCAACUAAAGACUUAAAUCAUCAAGAAAAGGCAGAACAUGGCUGAACCACCAAACUUAGAAACUGAGUCAAGUAGUAACUCAUUUACAAAUUCCCCCUCACCAUCCUCUACAAAUUCAUCUACUACUUCUCUUCUUAACACAGUACUGCCUAAAAAUAGUACUAACACAAAACAUCAGUCCAAAAGGUGUAGGGAUGAAGACGAUGCCAAUAGUAAGACUAGAUCAUAUGUGGGAGUACGAAUGCGUGCCUGGGGAAAAUGGGUAUCCGAAAUCCGCGAACCAAGAAAGAAGUCUCGGAUCUGGUUAGGUACUUUUGCCACUGCAGAAAUGGCAGCUAGAGCACAUGACGUAGCUGCAAUGUCCAUCAAAGGUAAUUCGGCGAUCCUCAACUUUCCUGAGUUCGCCGAGUUACUGCCCCGCCCUGUCACGUGCUCUCCACGUGACGUCCAAGCAGCGGCCAUUAAGGCCUCUCACAUGGACCAUCUCAAUCUUAACACCAAGAGAGAAAUGUCAAUCACCAUGUCGUCAACUCUGACGUCGUCAUCAUCAUCAUCGUCAUUGGUCUCAAGCCUCACAUCAGAGGCGGAGGUGCCUGCAUCUCCGCCUCUGAGCGAGAUAGUGGAGCUGCCAAAGCUGAGUUACGACUCGGUUGAGUCAGCUCAGGAGGAGUACAGGUUCCUAGAAUCAGAUAGGUGGGCGUAUCGUCACCCAUGGUUACAUAGUUUGGGAGAUUGUGAAUAUUUUGGAGGAGACAGCAUGGGAUCAACAGGAUUAGAAGGUGUACUUUCAUGCAGUUUCGACAGCUUGCUAUGGCAACAUUAGAAUCAACAAUGGUGUGUUUUGCUUUUUUAUUUUAUUUUUCUUAUAAGUUUCUUUAUUGAGAGAGAAGCUUUUUGUUUAGUUUUAGCUCUUUAUGAAUAAGAAAACCCCAAGGGC
Messenger RNA from Lycium ferocissimum, 1158 nucleotides. Its product is annotated as ethylene-responsive transcription factor TINY-like. NCBI's taxonomy places the organism in Eukaryota, Viridiplantae, Streptophyta, Magnoliopsida, Solanales, Solanaceae. The record is from RefSeq and is a predicted model, not a curated record. The transcript has a single exon. Gene Ontology annotation, biological process: regulation of DNA-templated transcription. Gene Ontology annotation, molecular function: DNA binding; DNA-binding transcription factor activity. Bases 259 to 1044 code for a protein of 261 amino acids.